This is a messenger RNA of Funneliformis geosporum, 289 nucleotides long. NCBI's taxonomy places the organism in Eukaryota, Fungi, Glomeromycota, Glomeromycetes, Glomerales, Glomeraceae. The record is from the annotation of a GenBank genome assembly.
UGGACAAUGGUAUAUUAGUGAUUUUGGAUUUUGUGGACCUGCUGAUAAACAUUUAAGAAGUAUAUAUGGAAACCUUCCUUAUAUAGCGCCUGAAGUUAUUAAUGGAAAAGAAUAUACUUUUAAAUCGGAUAUAUAUAGUAUUGGUAUGCUCAUGUGGGAGAUUUCAUCUGGACAACAACCUUUUACUUAUUAUGUUCAUGAUUAUGAUCUUGUGAUAAAAAUAAUGAAUGGAAUGAGACCACAAAUAAUACAAGGAACUCUAACAGAAUAUAAAAAUUUAAUGGUUUAA